Messenger RNA from Musca vetustissima, 3804 nucleotides. RefSeq names its product eukaryotic translation initiation factor 5B (gene eIF5B). Gene Ontology annotation, molecular function: translation initiation factor activity; GTP binding; GTPase activity. Lineage: Eukaryota; Metazoa; Arthropoda; Insecta; Diptera; Muscidae. The coding region runs from base 82 to 3753 and encodes 1223 amino acids. The transcript is spliced from 10 exons. The record is from RefSeq and is a predicted model, not a curated record.
GUUGAGUGAUCUACAGGGAAUUGUGUAUUUAUUGAAUUCUGUGGAUUCACGAAUAAACGUGUUGAAGUUACUCGAAGAAAAAUGGUUAAAAAUAAAAAGGGCAAGAAAGAGAUAGUUUCGGCCGGCAGUGCUGGUGGCAAUUCAUCGGGUGAUGAAGUUGAACAAACCCAAGUACAAGCCAUGGCUACAGACUCCGAUGCGGAAGUAGAAAAGGUCAAUGCCAAAAAUAAAAAGAAUAAACCUCCAAAGAAGCAAAACUCCAAGAAAAAACAACUAGAUUCCGAUGAUGAUGCGGGUGGUAACAGCGAUGGCGAUGAGGUUGAAACCAUUUCCAAGGGUGUCAAGAAACUGCAGGUAAAAAAUAAACCGACUGCCGCUAACAGUGAUGAUGAUGCCGACGAUGCAGAAGAACAAGCUGGCAAAAAGAACAAGAAAAACAAAAAGAAGUCUGCUGCUCCCAAAAAAUCUGCCUUUGAGCUAUUAAUGGCCGAUGAUGAUGACGACGACAAUGAACCACCACCAGCACCUCCCAGUGAACCCGAGGAGCCCGAAGAAGAGGAGGCUCCCAAAGCAAAUAAAAAUGCUGGUAAAAAAUCCAAAAAGGCCAAACGUAAAGGCAAAGGAGGCGAUGAUGACGAUGAAGAUUUGGAUAAAUUGUUGGCUGAUAUUCAAGCUGAAUAUGCCGGCAAUGCUGGUCCCAAAGAUGUUACUGCAAAUGUGGUAUCACCCGAAGACUUGAUUGAGGAAGAAUUUGGUGGUAAGGGUAAAAAGGGUAAGAAUAAGAAGCAACAAAAACAAGCCAGCAAUGAGGCUGAUGAAGCGGAACCAGAACCCGAAGGUGCUGGAGAAGAUGAGGCCGAAGGUGGCACCGUAAAGACUGCUGCUCAAAAGAAGAAGGAAAAGAAAGAAAGGCAAAAGAGAGAGGCUGCCUUAGCUAAACAAAAGGCUGCCCAGGAACCCAAGCAAAAACCCGCUGCUUCUCAACCCAAGGAAACACCCAUGGAAGUAGAAGCUCCACAAGCAGAAGAAGUAGCUGCUCCUGAGCCAGAGAAGAAAGAAGGAAGCAAUGAACCCGAAACAGAGGCUGCUGCCGCUGAAGGUGAAACCGACAAGGCUGGCAAAAAAGGUAAAAAGGGUAAGAAAGACAAAAAGGCUGCAGCUGCCGAAGAAGAAGAAACGAACAAAAAAGAUGGCAAAAAGAAAGGUGUAUCCGCCGCCAUGGUUGCAGCUAUGCAGGAACGUUUAAAGAAAAUCAAAGAAGAAGAGGAGCGCCAACGUCAGCUGGAGGAGGAGCGUCAACGUCAGGAAGAAGAACGUGAGCGUGCCCGUUUGGAAGCUAUACGCCUGGAGGCCGAGCGAAAGGAACGUAAAAAACAAAAGGAACAAGAGCGAAAGGCACGUCUCAAGGCCGAGGGUAAACUUCUGACCAAGAAACAAAAAGAAGAUCGUGCUCGUGCCCAGGCCAUGUUGGAAGCCUUAAAGGCUCAAGGUUUAGAGAUUCCCGAUCCCAAUGAAAAGAGGCCAACCAGACCAGGUACACGCAUACGUCCCAAGAAGAAGGGUCCAAAUGCUAACAAUCAACAACAAAACGAUACUAAGACUGAGGAAUCUACAACGACCCCCGUUGUACAGGAACCCGUUGAAAAGAAAGAAGUUGUCAAAGACUCAUGGGAUGCUUCCGAUUCGGAAGAGGAACAAAACGAUGACACCACAUCACAGGCCACCACGACCAACAAUGAUGACAAGAAUUCAAAUGAAAAUGCCCAAGAAGCCGAAGAGGGUGAUUCCGAUGAAGACGACGAUGAUGAGGAUGGUUCUGAUGAUGACUCUGAUUCAGAUUCCGAAUCUGAUUCGGAAGAUGAUGGCAAAGAGGAAGCAAUCAAUGUCAAUGAUCCCGAAGAACGUCGUCUACGCGCCGAACGUCGUAUUCUCAAACGUCAAGAUGAUGCUGAAAAGAAACGCACAGUUGAUAAUUUACGUGCAGCCGUCGUUUGUGUCCUCGGUCACGUAGAUACGGGUAAAACAAAAAUAUUGGAUAAACUUCGUCGUACCAAUGUCCAGGAUGCCGAAGCCGGUGGUAUUACCCAACAAAUUGGUGCUACAAAUGUUCCCAUUGAUGCCAUCAAAGAACAAUCGAAAGUUGUUCGCAAUUCCUCCGAUUUUGACUUUAAACUUCCCGGCCUCUUGAUUAUCGAUACACCCGGUCACGAAUCGUUUAGUAAUCUACGUAAUCGUGGCUCAUCGCUCUGUGAUAUUGCCAUUCUGGUCGUAGACAUUAUGCACGGUCUCGAACCACAAACCAUUGAAUCCAUUAAUUUACUUAAGAAGAAGAAGUGUCCGUUCAUUGUAGCUUUAAAUAAAAUCGAUCGUUUGUACGAUUGGAAGCUGAUGGCACGUCGUGAUAUUCGCGAUGUCCUGAAGGAACAAGAGGCCAAUACCCAAGUCGAAUUCCAACAGCGCACCAAGGAAGUUAUAUUGCAAUUUGCCGAACAGGGUUUGAAUGCCGCUCUGUUCUAUGAGAAUCCAGAUCCAAAAACCUAUAUUUCGCUGGUACCCACAAGUGCCAUUACUGGUGAGGGUAUGGGUAAUCUGUUGUUCCUCAUUGUGGAAUUCUGUCAGAAAAUGCUGGCCAAACGACUGAUGUAUUCGGAUGAGUUGCAGGCCACGGUAUUGGAAGUUAAGGCCAUUCCCGGUCUGGGCACAACCAUCGAUGCCAUUUUGAUAAAUGGUAAAUUGCGUGAGGGUCAAACAAUGAUAUUGGCUGGUACCGAUGGACCCAUUGUUACCCAAAUUCGCUCCUUGCUAAUGCCACAGCCCAUGAAGGAGUUGCGUGUUAAGAACGCCUAUGUCGAGCACAAAGAAGUGGUGGCAGCACAGGGUGUUAAAAUUGCCGCCAAAGAUUUGGAAAAGGCAAUUGCUGGUAUAAAUCUGUUGAUUGCCCACAAACCGGAUGAGGUGGAAAUAUGCAAGGAAGAAGUGGCCCGUGAACUGAAGAGUGCUUUGAGUCACAUUAAGCUGGCUGCCACUGGUGUAUAUGUACAAGCAUCAACAUUGGGUUCAUUGGAAGCUCUUUUGGAAUUUUUGCGCACAUCUAAAAUACCGUAUUCCGCCAUUCGUAUUGGUCCCGUCGUAAAACGUGAUGUAAUGAAGGCUUCAACAAUGUUGGAACAUGAGCCACAAUACGCCACAAUUUUAGCAUUCGAUGUCAAGGUGGAAAAGGAAGCACAAGAAAUGGCCGAUACGUUGGGUGUGAAAAUAUUCCAGGCCGAUAUUAUUUAUCAUCUGUUCGAUAAGUUUAUGGCCUAUCGCGAUGAACUGAAACAAAAGAAACGCGAAGAAUUUAAAUCAAUUGCCGUCUUCCCCUGCAAACUUAAGAUACUGCCACAGUUCAUCUUUAACAGUCGUGACCCCAUUGUCAUGGGUGUAAUGGUCGAAAAUGGUAUUGUGAAAGUUGGUACACCCAUUUGUGUGCCGAGCAAGGAGUUUGUCGAUAUUGGCAUUGUCACCUCAAUCGAAUCGAAUCACAAACAAUUGGAAACGGCUCGUAAAGGUCAAGAGAUUUGCAUUAAAAUUGAACCCAUACCCGGCGAAUCACCAAAAAUGUUUGGCCGCCAUUUCGAUGCUGAUGAUAUGUUGGUUAGCAAGAUUUCCCGUCAAAGUAUCGAUGCUUGCAAGGAUUACUUCCGUGAUGAUUUAAUUAAGGCUGAUUGGGCUCUAAUGGUUGAACUGAAGAAACUUUUCCAAAUUUUAUAAAUUGUUUAUAAAUUUUUAAUUUUUUUGCAAUAUAUUUAUUUCCUGCUGAUG